Acanthosepion pharaonis is the source of this 762-nucleotide messenger RNA. NCBI's taxonomy places the organism in Eukaryota, Metazoa, Mollusca, Cephalopoda, Sepiida, Sepiidae. The record is from the annotation of a GenBank genome assembly.
AUGUUUUGCUGGCAAAUAUCUGUCACGCAAUAUCUCAUUUUCCAGCUGAGAAAUUUCUUUCUGAAGUUUUUCAUUCCUUUUCACUUUUUUUUUUUCUCUCUUUCGCUUUCAUUUUUCUUUUUUUCCGUUUUCUUAUUCUUUUCACUUUUUCAUACGCUUACACAUUUUUUUUUCUUUCAUCUCUCUCAUUUCAUUUUAAUUUUUUCAUUUCUCAUUUCUUCAAAUAGUCCUGGUUUUCUCCCUUCCUCCUGUUUUUAUAUUUUCCGUAUUUUUCAUUCCUUUUCUGUUUCUUAUCUCUUAUCUUUUUUCUUUCCGCUUCCAUUUUUUGUAGUUUAUUCAUAUUUUCCAAUCCUUACAUCUUCAUUGUUUUUUUUUUCUUUUUUAUUCUAUCUUUCCGUUUCUAUUUUUUCAUUUUCUCAUCCCUUUUCACGUUUAUCUCUUUCAUGUUCAUUUUCCCGUUCAAUUUUUCUUUUUCCUUAUUUUUUUAUUCCUUCAUUUUCCCUUGUUUUCAUUAUUAUUAUAUUUUUUCUUUCUCCUUCUCUUUCCCUUUUUCUUCUUCACAUUUUCUCAUUCCAUCGAUUUCUACGUUUUUUUCACUUGUCUCUCUUUCACGCCUUCUUUUUUCUACAUUCUUCUUCUUUUUUCAUUUUCUUUUUUUUAAUGUUUCUUCUCAUUUUAUUCUUUCCUUUUUUUUUCUUUCCUUCCUUCUCUCGUGUUUUCUUUCUAAACAGUGUCGCAUCAUCAAAGCCACUUCUCUUGUAA